GUUUGCAGUUUGUAAAUGGAUUACCAAGGGAGCAACGUUAGGGAUUUCCUUCAUACUAAUGGACAUGUGGUGCUUGAAAGAGGAGUGAGUAACUAUAAUCUAAGAUCUUUCACUCAAAAAGAGAUAGAAGACAUCACGAGUGGGUAUAGCACCAUGCUGGGAGAAGGGGGAUUUAGUAAGGUUUACAAAGGAAAAUUAGAUGGUCUUUGUCCAGUUGCGGUAAAGAUAUACAAAAAUGGAACCAAGAAAGAAGAGUUUGCCAAAGAGGUGAUAGUGCAUUCCCAGAUAAAUCACAAGAAUGUUGUCAGACUGUUUGGUUGCUGCACGGAGGAAAAUGCUCUUACGAUUGUUAUGGAGCUCGUAUGCAAUGGCAACCUCUACGACAUGCUUCACUGCAGCAGCAAUGCUAAUGGUUUUGUCCCCUUCCCUUUGGACAAACGUUUGGACAUCGCCAUUGAGUCAACUGAAGUAUUAUCAUGCAUGCAUUCAAUGUAUAGCCCAGUUCUUCAUGGUGACAUCAAAACCUCUAAUAUACUGCUAGAUGAAAAUCUCCGGCCAAAGUUAUCUGAUUUUGGGAUAGCAAGAUUGCUUGCUACUGAUGAGACUCAGCACACCAGAUCUAUCAUGGGUAGUAUAGGUUACGUGGACCCUUUGUUCUGUCACAGUGGGAUUCUAACUUCCAAGAGUGAUGUAUACAGUUUCGGAGUCGUUUUGUUGGAAAUCAUCACCCGGAAGAAAGCUUUGGAUGGGAAUAUCAGCCUUGCUCGAAGUUUUGCCGAAGCCCUGAGAAAAGGGAAAAAGGUGAGGCAAAUGUUUGAUGAGGAAAUUGCGAAUGAUAAAAAGAAUAUAAAAUUUCUUGAAAACAUCGCAAGAUUAGCAGCUGAAUGCUUGAAAAUGGAGGCAAAAAUGCGUCCAGAAAUGGUUGAAGUAGCAGACAGACUCAGGACAAUCAGAAAAGAUUACCAUCAUCGCAUUGGCAGAAAUUCUACAUGUAGCAACUCUGGACUUGCUAAAAGUGGAAAGGCAGAGGAUGUGCUUUCCCCUACCCCUAUUACCACUGUUACUAUCAACAACACUAAACAAAUUCCACCAGUGGUGGUACGGACCAUUUCCAUGGAUAAACUAAAGGAAAUAACCAGGAACUUUAGCAAUGAUACUCUAAUAGGAGAGAACUUACACAGUAAAGUUUUUUUCGGAGUGCUCAAAGAUGGACGUAAAUCCGCGAUCAAGAAGAUUAGGCCUGCUAAAGAAAUUAUUCUGGAGGUUCCGGUGGUCUCAAGAUUCAGACAUGAGAACGUUCUCCAACUUCUUGGAAACUGUGUUGAAGGAGACAGCCAUGUUCUUGCUUACGAGUACGCAUCCAAGGGAUCCUUGCACGAUAUUCUUCAUGGUAAAAAUAAUGUUAGGGGAGCCGAACCAGGACCGGUUCUAUCAUGGGCGCAACGUAUGAAGAUUGCCAUGGGUGCUGCGGCUGGGCUUGAGUUCCUCCAUGCAAAGGCAGAACCUUUCGUUAUCCAUGGUCGAAUCAGAUCCAGUAACAUAUUUCUCUUUGACAGCGACAUUGCAAAGAUUGGUUACCCUGGCCUUUCGAGACAGGCCCUGGACUACAUAGACAAUAUUUUUUUGGAUCGUCCCAAUGGUCCUCAAGGAACCAGUUUCGUUUAUGACGCACCUGAGUAUGCAAUGACCGGUCAACUUUCUACAAUGAGCAAUGUCUAUAGCUUUGGGGUUGUGCUGCUGGAACUUUUAACUGGUCGAAAGGCAUUUGAUCAUACACUACCCCGUAACCAACGAUCUCUCGUGACAUGGGCUAAACCAAGACUUAAUAAAGACAAGGUGAAGCAAUGUGUGGAUCUGAGGCUUGGAGGAGAUUACCCUCCCGAGGCUGUCACCGAGAUGGCUGCAAUCGCGGCGCGCUGUACAGAAUACGAGGCGGAUUUCCGGCCAACUAUGAGCACGGUCGUCGAGGCUCUGAGGCCCUUGGCGCUCAGCAGCUCAAGCAAUCUUCCCGGCGCUGCAGAAGCACCUGGAGCGUACAUUCUAGAUGGGAUCCUUGUACUCCACGAGAUCGUCCAUGAAGUCAAGAGCAAGCACCUUCAUGUGGUGUUCUUCAAGAUCGACUUUCAUAAACCGUACGACACUGUCCACUGGUCCUUCCUUCGGGAAGUGCUGCUCAAGCGUGGGUUUGAUCACCACUGGGUAGCUCGGGUGAUGCAGCUGGUGACGAGUGGUCGCACGGCGGUGAAUGUGAAUGGGGAGAUUGGACCCUACUUCCUGACUGGACAGGGAGUUCGGCAAGGCGAUCCGAUUUCCCCAUUUCUCUUCAACCUGGUGGUCGACGCCUUGGCCUCGAUUCUAGAUUUGGCCAAACAGGCUGGUCACAUUAGGGGGAUCUGCCCCCAUCUUGUGUCCAAUGGAGGUCUGACUCACCUCCAGUAUGCCGACAACACCAUUAUGAUGGUCGAAGGGUCGGACGAGGUUAUUCAGAAUCUCAAAUUCCUCCUCCUAUGCUUUUAG
Molecule: messenger RNA, 2517 nt
Organism: Triticum dicoccoides
Lineage: Eukaryota; Viridiplantae; Streptophyta; Magnoliopsida; Poales; Poaceae
Product: tyrosine-protein kinase JAK2-like
Exons: 8
Coding region: 16-2517 (833 amino acids)
Biological process (GO): protein phosphorylation
Molecular function (GO): ATP binding; protein kinase activity
Source: RefSeq, a predicted model, not a curated record